GUCUACAGUAUCAUUAAGAAAACUCCACCAUAACCGUCAAUACUAGGCAGUUACGUAGUACCUACAUUCCGUAACUAUAAUUUGGAAGGAAGUACCAGGAACCAAGAAACUCAAGAUGGAGACGCCUACUCAGUCUCUUAACUGCAAAAUUGUCUUUGUCCUUGGACCACCUGGUAGCGGCAAGGGUACCCUCUGUAACCUCACUUGCAAUAAUCUCAAUAUGGCCGGCAAGAUCUACCAUCACUUAUCAGUAGGAGACUAUCUGCGCGAGCUUUGUGAGAUUGGAAUGCCUUGCGAAGAUGAGAACUUCGAUUUUGAUAGGAUUCGUAUCCAUUUACGAGACAGUCGACUACUACCCGCCAACGUCCUCAUUCCAGUGCUCAAGUACAAGAUGAGGACAACUCCGAACGGUAACGGCGCUGCCACUACUUGGCUAAUUGAUGGGUUCCCGCGUAACAUGGAGACUGCGCUGGCAUUCGAGAAGGAGAUCGGCGGGCCAGCGAAAGUCGUUGUUCUCGAAUGUACACAUCACACCGCCCGACACCGGUUCCUAACUCGUUCUAGAGAGAAGAGCGAUGACGAGAAAAAGUUCGAGAGACGAUAUGACGAGUACGUCGAAAACAUGAAGGAGAUUCUUAAGCAUUACGAAGGCAAAAUUGAGACGAUAUGCGUAGAUGGACCUUAUGUAGGCUACUCUCACCAGUUUCUGUGUGCAUUACCAGUUGAAAAGGCGUACUACUUAGGUACCUAGGUAAGAGGCUGGAAAGGUUCGCAUGCGGCUUUGAGAAAAUCAAUACACCCCACCUACUACAGGCCAGGGAACGGGGCAGCGGGGUCUAGUGUAGAGAGACAGAUAGAUUACCUAGCGAUGGCGGUAUGAAAAAAGAAAUUUUA
Annulohypoxylon maeteangense is the source of this 894-nucleotide messenger RNA. RefSeq names its product P-loop containing nucleoside triphosphate hydrolase protein. Lineage: Eukaryota; Fungi; Ascomycota; Sordariomycetes; Xylariales; Hypoxylaceae. Gene Ontology annotation, cellular component: cytoplasm. Gene Ontology annotation, molecular function: AMP kinase activity; ATP binding. Gene Ontology annotation, biological process: nucleobase-containing compound metabolic process. The record is from RefSeq and is a predicted model, not a curated record. Bases 116 to 751 code for a protein of 211 amino acids. The transcript is spliced from 4 exons.